GAGCAAGCGCACCAACGCAGAUGUGGAGGUGGCGGCGGCAGCUUUGGGUGGCCCGGAAAGAGAGCGUUUAAUUAAGGCAACCUGGUUUGGUUUUUAAUGCGAUAAUUGAGUUUGGGGGGUGGGGGUAGAAGGAAAUUAUCUAUGAUUCCUAUGGUUAGGGGGUCUUCUCAAUACAGCUUUUUGCAUUGUUCGCUUUACAGUAAUUCGAAUAAUGUUCCUUCGGAUUUAUUGCCGACGCGAUGUGCAAAAGUUGCGAACUGGGGAAUCUGCGUAGGCGGUAGACAAGUGCCGUCUCCGCUUUCUUCUGGAGAAGAGUCUACGCAAACUCGGCUACUUUUCAGCAUCUGGACAGACAUCCUCCCGUUGGCUUAAAGCCUUCAGUAUCUCAAAAAUUAAGACGAUAGAAGCAGGCUCUGGUUUUUGAAGACAACAUAUUUAUCUCGUUUUCUCCUAAUUAACCUUUCAGUUAUAACAUCUCCGAAGAAGAAACUUUGGGUUAAUGUAUAGUGCCUUUACUUGAAUGGCUUUCUUAACACUGUCUUUAAAUGCUUAGUUCUUCUUUUACAAAAACGAACUAAAACAAUUAAGAUUGAGCUUGUUUGGUAACAAAACCACUAGCAAUUCUUAUAUUGUAAUUAUGUUGACCAAAGAAGAAUUUAUGUCUAGUUUUGGUGAGCCAUAGUUGAAUGUGAGUUUCUCAGAAGCUCACAAUUGGCUUCCUGAAAAGCUCAUUUGUUUCUAAGCUUUUACCAGCACAUUUUGCCUAUUCUGUUGCCUAAAAUUAAUUUGCAAACAUUAGAAAAUUAAUCCGUAGUGCAUUUAAUUUUGUUUGUUACUAGAAGUUGGAAUGGAAACCCAAAUUGGACAGACAACAUCUGUGAUAAAAAACUCUAAAAAAAAUGAGAGUGGGGACAGUGACCAAUUGUUCUCUUUGCCAUUUCCAGUGAAAUCUCAUAACUUAAGUAAGCAAUACAUUCCUACUUCUGAAACAGUCAUAAAAGAUAAGGAUCAGCAGAACAGGAAUUUUGUCUCUGAGGAAAGAGAGAAGAGAAGUUGCCAUAAUACAGACAUCAUGCCAGUCAGCUGUGACUACAUUUUAAACAUUAAAUUGGAAGAUAAGGUUUUGAUAAAAGGAAGAGAGUCACAGAACAGAGUAUCAAGUGUGAUGAAAAGGGAACAUGAUGUUGCUUUGCAAAAUACAUUGCAAUCAGAGAGUAGGAAAAAAAGGCGUAAGAGUUCUUCAUUGGAAGUGGGAUCUCAAGGAGACAUUGUCAUAGAAAAAAUAUAUACUAGUUCUUUACUAGAACAUGAAGAAAAAACCCAAAGUUCCACAAAAAAUGCAAAGAAUUUAAAGAAAAAUUCUUUGAUAAUGAGAAGAUUACACGAGAUGGGAACUGUAACUGAAAAGGAUGGGACUUCAGUAAUAAUUAAUUUAGGCUCUGAAAAUGUAUCAGGAAACCUGCAGAAAAGCCACAGUCACUUAGCCUCAGAAUCAAAACUUCAGCAUAAAAGAUGGAAUUUUAGGAAGCGAAUUAAACCAAUUUGGCCAAAGCAGAAUAGAAUUCAAAAAGUAAAGAGAAACAUAACUGAGAAGCAUGGUAAUUCAGUAAUGAUAGAUUUAGGGACUGAAAAAGCACCAGAAAACCUGCAGAAAAGCUGUAGCUGCGUAGUCUCACAAUUGAGUCUUCAGCAGAAAACAUGGAAUUUUAGGGAGAGGAUUAAACCAGCUUGGCCAGAUCAAAAGCAGCACAAAAGUCAGAGAAUAAAGAGAAGUAUAUGUAAGUUAGAUUGUAUCAUACAGAACAUAAGUGUAUUAAAAUAUAGAGAAAAUUUCCCAAAAUCGCAGAUAUAUGUAAAGUACCCAAUUAGUGUGAGCUCAGCUGCUGUGACACAUUUUUCAAGUAACUGUAUAGAAGGAAUAGAGUGUCUAAUGAAAAACGCAAUGGUGAAUUUUGUAAAACAAAAAGAACUGACUGUCUCAAAAUUGCAAAAGAAUAUAAAAGUUUCAAAUGGACUUAGGCAAGAUUUAUUGGAUUCUAUAGUAGACUUUGAAGAAAAUAGAUGCAAAAGUAAUGUAAAAGAAGGAAUAAAUAGGAUGGUAACACAAAUGUUUUCAAAAUCAAAAAUCUAUACAAGUGAUGGUGAAAAACAAAGUUGGAAAUCAGAAAGAAGUGUUGCAGAGAUUGUGGAAUACAGCCAAUGGAUUUUAAAGAAGAAAGUAACUAAAGAACAAAUGGAUUGUUUACCUAAAGAGAAUCUGUUGGUUACCAAAACAGAGGGAACUAGUAAGGAAGAGACAAAUGGAAAGGAUGAAAUUGUUUCUUCAACUGAUCUUAAAAAAGAAAUCAAAACAUUUAGAGAAGAUACCCUUGACAUUUUAAGUAGACAAUAUGGAAGGCUGCCAUAUACAAUUCUGAAUAUAUUAAAGAACUGCAACAUAGAGACAGCAUUAGAACAGUCUGCAUGUCUACUGAUAACUGAGGCAAAUGUGCCCAAGAACAACAAUUCUGUUAAACUUUGCUUUUGGAAGCAGACUAAGAAAUAUUGUAACACUACUUUUUCUAUCACAAAUACUGCAUGUCUAGAAAAUUUUGACAUACGAAUACUUGAAAAGAAAAUUGAAAAAAGCGCAUUGGUGAAGUAUCGGAAUGAAAGAUUUGAAUGGCUUUCUAUGUAUAAUGUUCCUCCCUGCAAAAAGAGUCUAGUAGUAAAAUCAUUUGAUUGUUAUUACAUUAAGACAUUACAACCUACAGGUAUUGAGGCUCAAAGCUAUAUAAUUAAUUGUAGAUCUCUGCAUACUGCGUUUGAUCAAGGAAAAUCCCUAACUUCUAAGGGUAUGGGACAGAAUGAACUUAGUAGUAUCCCUAAUGUAAUACAUAAUAUAAAAUUAAUCACACAAAAAGACAUUUUGGUUUCAAGAGAAAUGUCCCAGCAUACUAAAAGUCAAAAUGCAAAGCGAAUCAAGGAAAAUAAAUUGUCUAUGGAUUUUAAAAAGCCAUGCAAAAAACUAAAAAUGCCAGAGGACUUAGAAGAAUCAUCGGUCAUGAAAGUUCUCAUAAAUGAAGAUAUUUCUGCUGAACAUGACAUACCAAUAGAAGAAAAUACUGUUGCCAUAGAUUCUGCAGUAAUUUCAGAAAAACUAGAUUAUAAUGAAACAAGUAUCUUUUCUUUACUUGAUUGUAUACCUGAUUUUAGUCUAGAGCUGCCUUCUCAAAAUCAAGUUGCCACCAUGUCUAGCAAUGAAACAGCAGACCAAGAGCACUUCAUUGCAUACGGUUACAGUAUUUUUGAGAAACCAGUAGUUCUCAAAACAGACAAGAAUGAAUCAAAAGAAAUAGAGCCAUUUAUUGACUUCAGUAAAAUGGAUGAAAAUAAAUCCAUAGCGGAGACAGUGGAUAUUGAAAAAAAUAUGGUCUGUAAUAGUAAUGCUACUCCCUACAUGAAAAGAAAAAGGACAUGUAACAUAAAAACAAAAAAAACUGGUAGGAAACCGUGUCUGUAUAGCUGUCAAAGGGCAAUCCCAAUUAGUGGUAAAAAUACAUGGCCUCGUGAAUCAUGCGCAAGGACAUCCUUGUCGAUUUGUAAAAAUCAUGCAUUGGAUUCACAUAGAGGAUAUUUAGAAGAUACUGAUUCAGUAACAAAAUGGAGCAAAUUGGAGGUCCAUAAACCAUUGGUAGAUAGUUGUAAAAUAUCUCUAAAUACAAUGGAAUGUGCUGUUGAAAGUCCAUUUUCAGACUGCAUAUUGCAUAUGGGCAAGAUAUUUUCACCAAUUACUGAGAAUAGGUUUUCUUAUGAUGAUAUGGAAAGAUCUAAACAAAGUACUGAAAUUGUAGAAUCAAAAGUGGUUUUGAAUUUAUUAAAAGAAAAAGGAAAAAGUAUAAAUAUUCAGAAUGACUCAUUUGCAAGCAUUAGGAAAAAUAGGACAGAUAAUCCAUCAGUUACCAAACAAAAAACUGUGUUGAAAAAUUUGACAUCAGGAACUUUGUCAAAUUUCAAAAUUCCUUUACUUGAAGGUAAAGGUAAUUUUAGAAAAUUAGAAACUGAAACAUCAUCCGAAAAGGAUACUGGCAAUUCUUCAAAUAUUUUAGAGAAUGUUCUUUCUCCAAAAGAAGCUAGAAUUAAAAUGGCUUCAUCUGACAAAAAAUUUAGCUCACAAAUCCAAUCAGAACAGGAGAAUUAUACGUCUGCACUGGAAAAAUACAUGCAUCAAUUCAACAGUGAUAUUUCUGAAAAUGUUUCUAAAAAGAGAAGAAUUUGUAAUACUUUUGAGAAUACUUCACAUAAGAAUAAACUAAAAUCACCAACUUUGAAUGAUACUCCUUUCUCUUUGAAUACUGGAAAUAUAGAGGAACAAAUGCUAAAUUCUGCUUUGGCCUCAGAAAUUAUUGAUAAAGUUAAUGUCAACAAUAAGUUGGCGCAGGAGAGCGAUGACAUUUGUCCAGAUAUUCUUAAGGCUUAUGAAGAUGAUAUUCUUGUAAUUGAUGUUAUUCAAGAUGAUCCGGACCUGUUUGGAGAUAAUGUUAAGCAAGAAGAUGACACUGCAAAGAUUAAUAAUACUAAAAACAUUUAUAGCAGUCACUUUUCAGAAAAAGAUCUGGAAUGGAAAUCGGAGUCUUCUCAAUUUUCAAAAAGCAAGCAUUUGAAAUUCAUUAGAGAAAGCCGCUUUCAAGAUUAUGAAACACUGAAAUUGGAUGAUAAUGCUGAUGGUUUGGUGAUACAAGGAGGAAUAUCAGAAUCAUCCCCUGAAGAUGGACAGCUGUCAGAACUGAAUAAACUUACCAAGGUUUUUGAUACAGAUGAAAAGUAUGAAUUUUCAAAGAAAUUGCUUGCUAUGCAAGAACAGAAAACAAAUGUUCAAGACUUUGCAAAAAUUGAGAAUACCCUAACAAUUGAACCUUUGAGCUGUGAUCAUCAAUUGGAAUUGUCAUUUCCUACUGCGAAAGCUAUUGUUCCUCAACAGCAAGACCCAACACUAAAAUCAAGGAGUAAUGAUUUCAGAUUCCCAAGGAAAUGUCCUCCUUUGCCCUCAUCAUCUACUAAUAGUUAUAAAACCUGGAAAGAAAAAAAACAUCCAGGGACUUAUUUAGGAUUGACUUUACCUCGUGGAUACUGCAGAUACUAUUUCAAUUCAUUGAAUAGCUGUGAGAAUCCAAAAUGCUGGUUUUCGCAUGUUCUUGAAUCAACAGAUGAUAAGCUUUGCAGUGAAAUAAUUAAGAAAUAUAUAAGUAUUGGUGGCGUAGCUUUGCUGCAACGGGCAGUACAUAUAUUCUCAGAUUACUGCAAAAAAAGUAUUCCCGUAUAUCACUUGGAUUUGCAAAUGUUUCAUGAUCUCCUAACAUCUUUGCUUCAGUUCUGCUUGCUGAAAGAACUUUUUCAUGUAGUGCGCACUGGCAUCAGGAUUAAAAUAUUACCAAAUAUAGAUAUUCUACUCAAAAUAUUUGAACAAGUGACUUUGAUGAAAGUCAAAGAGGCAGUACCUGAAUUAUCUGACAUCUUUUAUAAGCUUAUUGAUACUGGAAUGGUUCUUGAACAAGAACAUAUUAGACAUAUCAACAGCUUACUAAACCAGUUACAUGAUUCCAGUCAGGAAAUUACUAUGGUUAGGUCCAGAUUUCAGGAAAGAGAUUUUCACAAGGCCAUCUUUUGUGAUUUUGAUUCAACAAUAGCAGCAUUUAAGGAUUGUAAAGAAAAAAGUGACUGGACUAAAUUGGGAACUUUGUAUGUUAAAGUGACAAGAGGAUGUAAAAAUGCUGAUUAUCUUGAAAAAUACUCAUGGCAUGUAGCCAGCAUACUAAUCAGUUCAGUGAAGGAAGAAAAGCCAGGCAUUCCAUUUUGUGAAUUUGCAACUGCAGCCUCCAGCUGUAUCUCCAGUUCAAUGCUGCUACAAUGGAGGACCUUUUCCGAUUGGAGAUGGAUCACCAUCAUCCUUGUCAAAUCAUUCAACAACAUUACUGCUGUUAAAGAGGCAGUGAUCACAUCUCAGAUGCCCCUCACACCAAGGGCAUCUGCUCCGCAAUCCAAAACAGGAACUUGGAUUACAAAAUUUAAUGUUGGUGCUGAUCGUGAUGAAAGAAACAUUUCUUCAUUAGGACGGAUUGGGAUUAGUGUCAUGUUUUCAUAUUACAAAGUGCAACAGUGGUCAAAGGCCAAGAAAGUUCUGGAUAUGUUUCAUGCUUUAAGGAUACACUUCACUCUUCUUAAAGGACUUCUGGAAUCACAGCAAUCGGUAUCAAGAUGUCAGGUUGUUAAUGUUGCUGUAGAAAUCUUUCUCAAAUGUAGGAACAUUGAUGGAGCAUUAUGGGUAUUGAGAGGGUCAGAAUGGAUAAUAAAUACAGCAGCAUGGCCUUGUGAAAAAAUGGAUGUCCUAAAUCGACAUAAUCUGCUGUGUGCUGUAGCAUCUGAAUUAAUGACAAAAAACCGGUAUGAUGAAACAUUUGAAGUCUUAAAAAAUCUUCCAGGUUUUCAGAAUACUUGUGACUCUCUGGAUGUAUCCCAGUAUGGCCUUUUGUUUAAUAAUCUGCUAAGAGUUUGUUCAGAAAACAGGAACAUUGAAACAUCAUCUACUGUAGUGGCAUUCAUGCUUGCAAGAAAUAUCCAUGUUGAAUUUAAUUUACUUCGAGCAUUAAUCACAGCACUAGGAAGAAGCUGUUUGUGGCUUAAGGCCAGGAAACAUUAUAAAAGUGCUUUAGCAUUGGGUUGCUAUCCACCACUAGAGGGAAAUCUUUAUCGUAAACUUUUAUUAAUUCCUUCUUAUAUGAGUGAAGUUGAAAUGCUAUUAGCAAUUGAAAUUUUUUUGGUUUCAAAUGCCAGUAGUAUUCAGAGUCCUGGAGCUUCCAGUCAAAUGCUUCAAAUAGUAUUAAAAAGAUGUGAAGGUAAUAUUCAAAACUGUGAAGAAUAUCAGAAUGCUACAGAGAGACUAUUUCAGGCUGCUCAGAUAUCUAAUCCAAAGCUUUUCAUAAACCAUUUGACAGUCAAUGUUAAUAAGGACCAAAUUUAUAGUUUGGAGCAUACUUCCGUACUUAAAUGGUUGAAAGAGAAUAUGAAAUGGGCAGGAAAAGCCUGGCUUUUUUAGUCAAGAUUUGGUUACAGUAAUCAUUGCUUAAAAUAAAUAAAUGAAGAUUGUUUAUGUUGUUUUUAGACUCUUAAUAAUUUGAUAUUUUGGUUUUUAACAUUAAAAAAACCAUUCAGAAUAUAUUUUCCUAGGCAUGGUUAUUCAGAAGGGCCUGUUCUUGAUCAUUUACCUUUUUUUUCUGUGUCUAAAUAUGCUCACAGUUCAGGGUUAGAAUUAGAGGUUUCAUAAUCUUUACCGUCUUUCAAAAACAAGGUUGUUGCCAUGCAAAUAAGUUUAUAGUUCUGAAGACAGUAUAUAAUAAAAUUUUAUAGUUUGGGAAAUACUUGCGUACUAAAACAGUUGGCUUUUUUAGUCAAUGAAGACUUUCGUUACAGUAAUCAUUGUUUAAAAUGAAUCAAUAAAGUUUGUUUCUGUUGUA
Molecule: messenger RNA, 7490 nt
Organism: Thamnophis elegans (Western terrestrial garter snake)
Lineage: Eukaryota; Metazoa; Chordata; Lepidosauria; Squamata; Natricidae
Gene: TOPAZ1
Product: testis and ovary specific PAZ domain containing 1
Exons: 21
Coding region: 848-7072 (2074 amino acids)
Biological process (GO): spermatocyte division; spermatid development
Molecular function (GO): metal ion binding
Source: RefSeq, a predicted model, not a curated record